AUGGCCAGUGGAACGGAUCAGCUCGAACGCCUCGUCCUCUCCGGCGAGCUCUUCAACGGAGCUUCACGCUCCUCAUCCCCGUCACGAUCACCCUCUCCCGACGCCCAAUCAGUCAAAUGGCCAUCAGAAGACUUUGACGACGCAGAAUACGAACGAACCACAUCCUAUAUAUCCAAUCCACGUCGCACCGAGCCCGAAGUACACGCAGACGCACCAUCUGCUGCAUCGUCGGGACCAGGUCGGACAGGUGUGAAGGGCGUCAUUCGAGAUCGUGACGAGGCAGUUGCAUUGGCGCGGAAUCAACGUAAUAGAGAUGUGGACGAGAUGAAUAGAGCUAUGGAGAGGGCGAACCUCGGCGGGAAGACAUGGGCGGAGGAGGAGAGGGAAAAACGAUGGCAGGAUAUACUGGAAGGGAACGCUGGGUUAAGUCCAGAGGCCCUGUUCGCUAUGGGAAUGAGUGGCAGUGGGAUGGACAAGAUGAUGGGUGAAGGCCCGAAGAAGGGGAGGUUCGGCCAUUUGAGAGAGGUAGGGAUGAGAGGGUAUGUCUCGGCUGUUGAGGAUGAGGAUAGGGACGUUUGGGUAGUGGUGCAUAUCUAUGACCCGUCACUCGAUCGAUGCGAUCGCCUGGACGACACACUUGUUCACCUCGCCCGUAGCCAUCCUUCCACCAAAUUCGUCCGCUGCCGAGCCACCGCCAUUGGCUUCGCCUCCACAACUCCCUCGACAUCUAGGACCACUACAUCCCGCACACAUCGCCCAACAAGAUCACUGCACUCUUCGUUCCUCGCAAAUGACGACGGGUUUGGAGACGGGGAGGAAGACGACGAAGAAGCGGAAGGUGAUGGGGACGAGGACAAUGUGGAUACGGAUAUGUUGCCGACGAUGCUUGUAUAUCGGGCUGGUGAAUUGGUGCAUAAUUGGGUGAGGGUAGAUUGGGAGGCGGGAAAGGCGGGCGUUGAGGAGUUGUUGCAGAGGCAUCAUGUCAUCCAACCUCUACGCGUUGGAUCUGACAAUCUCGGUCUUCCAACAGACGAAGAAGAGGAAGAGCUCGGUUUGAUCGGAUCCGAGGACUGA
This is a messenger RNA of Stereum hirsutum FP-91666 SS1, 1074 nucleotides long. RefSeq lists its product as uncharacterized. The record is from RefSeq and is a predicted model, not a curated record. The coding region runs from base 1 to 1074 and encodes 357 amino acids. The transcript is spliced from 4 exons. NCBI's taxonomy places the organism in Eukaryota, Fungi, Basidiomycota, Agaricomycetes, Russulales, Stereaceae.